CAAAGAAGGGGAACGGAGAGGGAGAGAUGAGCAGAUAGCGAGCGGAGGAGGCGAAGCGAUGAUGCCGAAGAGGGAGUCGGACGCGACGAGCCUGACGUCGUGGUCGGCGACACAGUCGCCGCUGCAUCGGCCCGUUUACUACGUGACGAGUCCCGUCCACUCCCACCACGACGCUAUCCGUAUCUCCUUCUCCCACUCGUCGCCCGGCGCCUCCCCGGUCCACCCCUACUACGACCCUUAUCACCACCAGCGGUACAGCAGCUCCCCCAUCCACCAUUACCGCGAGUCCAACGCCCGCCUCUCCUCCUCCUGGCGUAAGCUCCCCACCCACCACCACGGCCCCUCCGAAUCUGACGACGACAACGCUCGCGGCUCAAUGGGCUGCUACGUGACUUGGUUCGUUCUGGCGUUCGUCCUGCUCUUCACCCUCUUCUCCCUCAUCCUCUGGGGCGCGAGCUUGUCCUACAAGCCCCAAGUCAUCGUCAAGGACGUGGUGUUCCGGAACUACGAUCUCCACGCGGGGACGGACAUCACGGGCGUGCCCACCAAUAUGAUCUCCAUCAACUCGACGGUCCGGAUCGCGUUUCGCAACCCGGCCACGUUCUUCGGCGUUCAAGCCUCGUCCACGCCUUUGGAGAUAUACUACUCCGAGUUCAAGGUCGCCUCCGGACACAUGGAGGAGUUCUAUCUAUCACGGGAGAGCCGACGCGUGGUGGUGGUGGCAGUGGCCGGCGUGCAUGUGCCACUCUACGGCGGCGGAUCGAGCCUGAGAAGCCGUGCCGACGGCGGCGGCGCCCCAGCGGUGGUGCCGCUGGAGCUGUCCUUCACGGUCCGGGCGCGGGCCCACGUCCUCGGUCACCUGGUCAAGGUCAAGUUCUACCACCGCGUCCGGUGCUCCGUAACCCUCCGCGAGGACCGGCUAGGCAAGCCCCUCACGCUCGCCAAGGCCUGCGAGUACCGUGACAGAUGAGUUCCCAAGCUCGAACACUCUGGAGAGAGCGGGAAGGAGAGAUCCGAAUCGAACGGGUGGCGUGGGGCAUGAGUUUCCUCGAUCGAAGGUCGUCGGGCAAUUGGCACGUCGGCCAUUCCAAACCCGUGACGUUUCUCUUGUCGUCUAGUUCAGCGUCGCUUGCAUGCUUCUUCAACCUCUACGCAGACACGCCUAAUAAACUUUCACUAUUACACAUCAUGGUAAAAUAGUAAUCGAGAUGAGAUAAACAAAGAAAAUUAUCUUUUUAUUUA
Molecule: messenger RNA, 1242 nt
Organism: Musa acuminata AAA Group (dessert banana)
Lineage: Eukaryota; Viridiplantae; Streptophyta; Magnoliopsida; Zingiberales; Musaceae
Exons: 3
Coding region: 59-970 (303 amino acids)
Source: RefSeq, a predicted model, not a curated record